UCUUUUGGUGAAUUUUGGUGUUUCUUUAUUCAUGUACACUCAUUUUAUGUAAUGUUUAUGCUUUGAAAGCAGGAGUAGCAUAUUUAAUGAGUUGUGUUAUUUGUCUUGUUCACAUGAUGAAAGAAAAGCAGAGAAAAGAGGAGAAAAGUACUACACGGAAGAAGAAACUAACAUCAGAGUUUUUGGAGACGUGUUACAUCAUAAAGUUUGCAUUAUACAUGUUAAGGUGCAGGUGCAUAAAGGUGCAGUUUGGAGUAAAUGCCUUUUGCUCCCUUUGUGUUUGAGCCCUGUCUGCCUGUCUCAGUGGGAGGGGUGAUGCUGCUCCAGCUCCUGUCACACAUGCUGUACAGCAACAAUAAUAUUUGGAGAGUUACAAGUGGCUGCGGUCUGCAGCACAAACCGAGACGCAUGACCAAUGAGCACUCUCUUGCGCGCAUACUCAGAUUUCAGUUGACACUGAUCAUCAGUGUUUAUGCGCGACUUUAAAGCUCAGCAGCUCCGAGAACUUGGUGGCCAGAGUGGAAACGGUGCAAGAUGGGAGAGAAGCAGGAAAGCAGCGCGGGUGCAUAGUUUUCUGAGAACAAGCGGCGCUCCGUGCAAUUGCGCACAACUUCUUGCUGCAUGCAAACGCACCGCAGCUGAAUUACAGAGUGGACUUUGCAGAGCAGGAGCAGACAUGGCUAUACUUAUUAGUUCUUUGAUCGUUUUUACAAAAGUGCUUCUUUAUAUGAAAUUAACACAUUGCAUGGAGGUAGAUUUCUGCAUACCUGUUCGCGUGGAUCACCAAAAGCAUGAAAAGCAUCUGCACCGGCGCGCGGAGCAGAUGAAUGAAAGACAAAUUGUCUUUAGGCUAAAUGCAUUUAAACAUGAAUUCUACCUGCACCUCAUGCCGGAUUCUAGUUUCCUUGCAUCGGGCAUCAUGCCACCCGAUAACGGCUCCUCAGCAUCCAACGCCUCUGCAACCGCUGACCUCAGGGAAUGCUUCUACUCCGGUGAUGUCAACUCAGACCCGGACUCUUUCGCCGCGCUCAGCCUGUGUAAAGGUCUUCACGGGGGGUUCUCCUAUAACGGCAUGGAAUACUUCAUCAGCCAGACCAGGAGUGAAGAAGCUGCAGUCGCGUCUGGAUUUGGAAACACUUUCGACAGGACGCAUGUCAUCCGCCGCCGUAGAGGCGCUGCGCACCCGGGCGGCAACUUCACCAGCAGGUGUGGAGUUACACCUGACUCCAACUUCAGCGCUUCCCUGGAGAAAUACAAGUACAUGAGCGAACUGGAGAUUGAUGGCUUAACUGAAACUGUGUUAAAAACCUUGGGGAGGUCCAAAAGGUUUGCCUCCAUCCCCAGGUUUGUGGAGGUGCUGGUGGUGGCAGAUGAAUCUAUGGCUAAAUUUCACGGGGAUGACCUGAAGCAUUACCUCCUGACCCUGAUGUCAGUCGCAGCCAGGCUUUACAAGCACCCCAGCAUUCUCAACUCCAUAAACAUAGUGGUUGUGGGCUUUAUGGUGAUAAAUGAAGCUGACAAGGGACCUAAGGUUUCCAGUAAUGCAGCCCUGACUCUGCGCAACUUCUGCUCCUGGCAGAAGAAGUUGAAUAAACACAACGACAAGCACCCUGAGUACUGGGACACCGCUAUACUGUUCACCAAACAGGAUCUUUGCGGGUCCACAACCUGUGAUACACUGGGGAUGGCUGACGUUGGGACCAUGUGUGACCCGAAGAGGAGCUGCUCUGUCAUCGAGGAUGACGGCUUGCCCUCUGCAUUCACAACUGCCCAUGAACUUGGCCAUGUCUUCAACAUGCCCCAUGACAAUGUUAAGGCAUGUGAGGAGGUAUUUGGGAAACUAAAGGACAACCACAUGAUGUCUCCCACACUGAUUCAGAUCGACAGGAGCCGGCCCUGGUCUGUGUGCAGUGCAGCCAUCAUUACCGAGUUCCUGGACAGAGGUCAUGGAGACUGUCUGCUGGACCAGCCUCAGAAGCAGCUGUCUCUCCCAGACAACCUGCCCGGCUCCAGCUACAGCCUGCAUCGUCAGUGUGAGUUGGCCUUUGGCCCAGGCUCUAAGCCCUGCCCCUACAUGCACUCCUGCUCCAGGCUGUGGUGCACCGGGAAGGCCCGUGGACAGCUGGUCUGCCAAACCCGACACUUCCCCUGGGCAGACGGCACCAGCUGUGCCAACGGCAAGGUCUGCUACCGAGGGGCAUGCACUGAUAAGAACAGCACCAUGCACACCAAGGUGGAUGGCCGGUGGGGGAAGUGGGGUGCAUUUGGAGAGUGUUCCCGAAGUUGUGGUGGAGGAGUCCAGCUGGCCAAGAGAGAGUGUGACAACCCUGUUCCUCAGAAUGGAGGCAAAUACUGCUAUGGCCUUCGUAUCAAAUAUCGCUCCUGCAACCUCAACUCUUGUCCUGAAACAGGUAAGAGUUUCCGUGAGGAGCAGUGUGAGGCAUUCAAUGGCUUAAACCUGAACACCAAUAGACUGGGCGCCUCCGUGGUCUGGGUUCCCAAAUAUUCGGGAAUUUCUCCCAAGGACAAAUGCAAGCUCAUCUGCCGUGCCAACGGGACUGGGUACUUCUAUGUUCUUGCACCAAAGGUUGUGGAUGGGACACCCUGCUCUCCCGACACCUCAGCUGUAUGUGUUCAGGGAAAAUGCAUCAAAGCAGGCUGCGAUGGGAAGCUGGACUCUAACAAGAAGUUUGACAAGUGUGGUGUGUGUGGCGGUGACAACCAGGGCUGCAAGAAGGUCUCAGGGAUGUUCACCAAACCCAUUCAUGGCUACAACUUUGUGGUGGUGUUGCCUGUUGGCGCCUCCAACAUUGACAUCCGCCAGCGUGGCUACCGAGGAAUGGUCAGUGAUGAAAACUACUUAGCAGUUAAGAAUCGACACGGCAAGUACCUGUUGAAUGGCAACUACGUGGUGUCAGCUGUGGAGCGCGACCUGCUGGUGAAGGGCAGCCUACUGCGCUACAGCGGCACCUCCACAUCUGUGGAGAUCUUGCAGGCCACCAGACCCCUCCAAGAGCCUCUGACUGUGGAGGUGCUCUCAGUCGGGAAGAUGACUCCUCCCAGGGUGCGCUACUCCUUCUAUAUGGCCAAGGAGAGUAAGGAAGAGAAGACUCUGCGGAAAGAGGAUAGAAGCCACGCAGCACAGAAUAGUGUCUUGGCGGAUAGUAACAAAGUAGAAGCUAAGAAGCAGUUGAUGGGUAAGAGGCCGGUCAGUCACUGGGUGACAGGAAGUUGGGAUGCAUGCACGGUGACAUGUGGUAAUGGUCUGCAAAAGAGGCUGGUACAGUGCCAAAGCAUGGAAGGGCGUCCUGCAGCAGACUGUGCCAGUGCUGAUAAGCCUGUCGCAGUGAGAGCAUGCGGGGAUCCAUGUCCCAUAUGGGAUGUAGGGGUCUGGUCUCACUGCUCCAAGUCUUGCGGAAGGGGCUUUAAAAGGCGGCCAGUGCGCUGUGUGACUGAGAAUGGUCUUAAUCUACCCAGAGACCACUGCUCUGGAAGGAGGAAGCCUCAGGAACUAGACCUCUGCAAUCUGAAGCCAUGUUAGAGCAGAAUAGACACAGUCUGAGAACGUACCUUUGGCAGUCGAAAUGACAAUUUGACAUGGACAUUAGCCCAAAUCAUCAUGCUAAUGAUUUUAUGGCUUUUGUUGGGUGAAAAUACACUCAAAUGCAGCUGCAACUGUGUCUGAAGGGAUGUCUGCUCAGAAGAAAGCCAGUGGAGACAGAGAGGGUCUUCCUCCAUGUUUGCAAAGACAGACAUCUGUUUACAUAAGAGAAAAGAAGGAAAGCUGUUGUCUCCUAAACUGUCAAACCAUCUGUGGCAGGUUUGACUUAUGGUUAGUCUACCUCUACCAGGACAGAUGACACAUGCCUGUGCAUAUACACUAACGAACAGAGAUCUAGAUGAAGACAUUCAUCACACACAUCUGCACACACGUCAUUUCUUGGUAUGAAUGGGAUGAGGUUUCAAAAGCAGAGAGAAGUGAAAGUUCAGGACAAACAGAUGAAAAGGUGAGCAUCAACACUCACACUGUGCUGUUAUCAGAAGCAAUGACAUUUUUCUCAUUUCAGUGAGGAACUAAUCGAAAUGUGAAACACAGUACUGUAUCUGCAACGUUCAACACCUGGAAUUUAUUUUUCUGUUUUUGUCGGUUCAGUGCUAUUGGCUGUUGUCAAACUAUCUGGCUGAUGUAGCAAAAUGAAAAUCAGCAGUCUGUCACGCUGCCAUUCAGAGUCAGUUCAUCUUAACAACAAGCUUUACAUACCUUCCCAAAUGAAAAACUGUCAGUAUGUCCUACAUACUUGAUAUAAUCUUACAUUUUCACACAAAUUAUGAAUUGGAUCAAAGAAUUCCUGAAUUUUUCUCAUGACCAAAAAUCUGAAAACAUUUAUAAUAUAACAUUUUAUAAGGAAAUUAGUUAGUUUAGCUUUUAACACGUUCCGUACAUGAAUGUAGGCUGUUAUAUGGUGCAAUCAUCUGUGUCUGUUCUGUGUUAAGCAAACCGACCAGUGCUGAAGCUCAGCUGUUUGUUCUGCACUGCCAAAGAGUUAUAACCUUCAAAAGUCUUAGUAUUGUGAGAAGCAUCUCUCUGCAUGAGGUGAACAGAAGCAUGGCUCACUCAAAGUAUCAUCACUGUGCAUUUUCGUAAUUGAGAUCUUCAAGCAGUGUUUCCCAACUGGCAAAACCUCAUAAUGAAAACUAAAUAACUGAAGUUUAAUUGGAUCACUUAAAAACACAAUAUGUAAUUUCUGCCACUAUGGGUCUCUCAAUCAAAACGAUAACAAAAGACGGAGUUUGAUGACGUUGUCAAGUAGUGUGGGAUAAUGGGAGUUGUCUUGUUAAACAACCAACUUCUCCUGUUUUAGGAUUCCUUCAGUGUUCAUCAUUCAGGAUGUUUUUACCGGGCGCUGAAUUAUCC
This is a messenger RNA of Thunnus maccoyii (southern bluefin tuna), 4915 nucleotides long. It is a transcript of the gene adamts15b, whose product is annotated as A disintegrin and metalloproteinase with thrombospondin motifs 15. Gene Ontology annotation, biological process: extracellular matrix organization; proteolysis. The record is from RefSeq and is a predicted model, not a curated record. The transcript is spliced from 8 exons. The coding region runs from base 473 to 3541 and encodes 1022 amino acids. Lineage: Eukaryota; Metazoa; Chordata; Actinopteri; Scombriformes; Scombridae. Gene Ontology annotation, molecular function: zinc ion binding; metalloendopeptidase activity.